Molecule: messenger RNA, 1280 nt
Organism: Oncorhynchus tshawytscha (Chinook salmon)
Lineage: Eukaryota; Metazoa; Chordata; Actinopteri; Salmoniformes; Salmonidae
Product: transmembrane 4 L6 family member 4
Exons: 5
Coding region: 243-851 (202 amino acids)
Cellular component (GO): membrane
Source: RefSeq, a predicted model, not a curated record
CUAGAUACCACCACCAGGAUUUAAGCAGCUUCGCAUCUACCUCUAGAGCCAUUCUGUAGAUAGCUGAGAAGAGAGCACAGGAGGAGUUGUCUCUGACAUUUUUUUAAAAAAUCUUCUGAAUUCUUCUCAGUGGGGGAGGUACUGUAGAGAGAUAACUGAAGUCUACCAUAUCGAAUUUUUCGUGGAAACCAACAAGACAUUUUUUCCUCCCUCAACGUUGAAGAAACUGUACAACUAGCAACAUGUGCACAGGAAAGUGCUCUAAGGUCAUUGCGAUCUCACUCUACGUCCUGGCGGGGGUCUCAAUCAUCUGUAACAUCAUUGCGUUCUUCCCCGACUGGUCGACGAAGUACGCCAAGUUGGACAGAGAAGAAAAUGGAGCCCGGAUCACCGACGAGGUCAAAUACAUGGGAGGUGUCAUCGGCGGAGGAAUCAUGUGCCUUAUUCCAGCAAUCCAUAUCCACCUGACUAGCAGCAAUGGUUGCUGUGCCAACCGCUGUGGGAUGUUCCUGUCCAUUGGGUUUGCUGCUGCUGGGGUUGUUGGAGCACUGUACAGUCUGGCUACAUCUGCCCUGGGCCUGUCCAAUGGACCUGUCUGCCUCUUUACGGAAACACCAACAUCUGUUCCAGGGUGGGGGAGACCUUUCUUGAACAACAACGGGAGUUACCUGGGCGACAGUGACCUGUGGACAAAGUGUAUAGAGCCCGAAGGUGUUGUGGAGUUUAACCUUGGGUUGUUCGCCACGCUGUUGGUGGUGGCAAGUCUGGAGCUGGUGCUGUGUGGAAUACAGAUGGUCAACGGACUGUUUGGAUGCAUCUGUGGCACCUGUGGCGGCAGGGAGGAAGCGUGAUGAUCCAUGAUGACCAUCGACUGUGACCAUUUUUCAACCACGACCACUUGACCACUUGAGGAACACAAAGAAGAACUGACCACAACCCAUCUGUGCCCAUUUGUCAAGAGGAAUGAAUGGUUAUUGAAGAAAGGUUGACGUAUUCACUGUCUCUUCUCUAUGGCCUACAAAGGGUAUUUAUAAUAGACUUAUAAUGGCUUAGUGUAUUAGGCUGUUCAACACACAUCAGUGACUGUAAUAAUCAGUAGUUAUGUUCAUUGAUAUGACAUUCUGUAAAUCUUAUGUUUCUCAUGUUUCAAUAUAAUUCUAUGCAUAUUUUAUGUUAUAUUUUGCAAUUAAAUGCUGGGUGAAAAAAACAAAUUAUGUUUAUUAUUUAUCUCCUUUUUGACGUUUAUUUUUUUUGUUGACAUUUCCUGGUCAAAAUGUUUC